Lolium rigidum is the source of this 1289-nucleotide messenger RNA. RefSeq names its product lipid droplet-associated hydrolase-like. Gene Ontology annotation, molecular function: lipase activity. Gene Ontology annotation, biological process: lipid storage. Bases 201 to 1142 code for a protein of 313 amino acids. The transcript has 12 exons. The record is from RefSeq and is a predicted model, not a curated record. Lineage: Eukaryota; Viridiplantae; Streptophyta; Magnoliopsida; Poales; Poaceae. Gene Ontology annotation, cellular component: lipid droplet.
CCCCCUCUAAAUCCACUCAGGAUCGUGCCUCCGCGCGGCUGAUUUCCGGUGCAGAACACAGGUAAUAGGUGUUGUUACCUUGACCUGAUCUCUCCUAGCUAGCUCGGCUCACGGUGCGGUGCUCUACCGGGUAGCUCUCCAGGCUGUUUAGACCGGCGGCCUGCGGCGGCGGGACGAGGCUUUCGAGCACCGGAUCCGGUAUGGAGAGAGGGAGGCUACUCGCGCCGAGGGAGCAGGCCACGGCCAGGGUGUGCAUGGUCUCCAGCUUCGCGACGGAGUUGCUCGAGAUAAGAUCCAGAGAGCCAUCGCCGCCGCUUCACGUGCUAGUCAUCCCCGGCAAUCCAGGUAUUGUUGGAUUCUACAAGGACUUUGUUGAAGCCCUCUACGAAAACCUUGGUGGGCAGGCAUCGGUUACGGCAAUUGGGCAUAUUUCACAUAGCCAGAAGGAUUGUGAGCGUGGAAGAUUAUUUUCGUUGCAGGAACAAAUUGAUCACAAGGUUGAUUUUCUUGAGCAAGAGGUUCUGCAUACCGAGCAAUCAAUAAUUCUGGUGGGUCAUUCUAUUGGUGCAUACAUAGGUCUGGAGAUAUUCAAGAGACUCCAGAAAAAGGUGAACUUUUUUGUAGGGCUAUACCCAUUUUUGUCAUUAAACAAGAGCUCUAUGAAGCAAUCAACAAUUGGAUAUAUUGCAAGGUCAUCUCUCCUUAGUAAAGGGGUUAGUUUGCUUGUGUCUUUUAUUGGCUCACUCCAACCUUCAGUUACAAGGAGCAUUGUGAGACGGUUCCUUGGAUCUUCUUGGUCUGCAGCUGCUGUCGAUGCUGGUUGUAGCCAUCUCUUGCAGUACCACACGAUGCACAAUGUGCUUUUCAUGGCAAAGACAGAAUUCCUAAAGCUUCAUGAAAAACCAGACUGGAAUUUCAUUAGAGCAAAACAAGACCAAAUUGCUUUUUUGUUUGGUGUGGAUGAUCACUGGGGUCCUUUAGCUCACAUGGAAGAGAUCUCAAAGCAUGCUCCUGGGGUUGCCUUGUCGGUCGAGAAAGAAGGUCACACACAUGGCUACUGCUGCACGGAGGCUGGGUCCUUCUGGGUUGCUGACUAUGUUGCGAACUUGAUUAAAAACCAAAUGAUCAUCAGAGAUACCUGAUUACACGCACUCAUCUCAUUUGGACGAAGUAAUAUAGGACUGCGGCGCCGGACCCCGGCUAGUAUUACCUACCUUGUUUACGCUAAUCCAUUCGAAGGAUCACAAAUCUCAGAAUUCAGAUACUGAAUACUAGUAUAUUUCUAUCUU